AUAACUGUGUGAAAACCCACCGAGCAGACACAGAAAGAGAGAGACACACACAACAUAGGGAGAAGAGAGGCCCCGGGUCUUGCUUAGAGGCAGCAGCAGUUCAUCACAUACACACACACUCACACACACACACACACACAGAGCCAUGGCGAACAUCGCGGUCCAAAGGAUCAAGCGGGAGUUUAAAGAAGUUCUCAAAAGCGAGGAGACAAGUAAAAACCAGAUAAAAGUAGAUUUGGUGGAUGAGAACUUCACAGAGCUGAGGGGGGAGAUAGCAGGUCCUCCAGACACACCGUAUGAAGGAGGCAGAUAUCAGCUUGAAAUAAAAAUCCCAGAAACCUAUCCUUUUAACCCACCAAAGGUGCGUUUCAUCACUAAGAUCUGGCACCCUAAUAUCAGUUCUGUGACAGGAGCAAUAUGUCUGGACAUUUUAAAAGACCAGUGGGCAGCUGCUAUGACCCUGCGGACGGUGCUGCUGUCUCUACAGGCUCUCCUAGCUGCAGCAGAACCAGAUGAUCCACAGGAUGCAGUAGUAGCAAACCAGUAUAAGCAGAACCCAGAAAUGUUCAAACAGACCGCAAGGCUGUGGUCUCACGUCUACGCAGGCGCUCCUGUCUCCAGUCCCGACUACACGCGCAAAAUAGACAAACUCUGUGCUAUGGGCUUUGAUAAGAAUGCAGUAAUAGCGGCCUUGUCUUCAAAAUCUUGGGAUGUGGAAACGGCGACAGAGCUGCUCCUCAGCAACUGAAACCCAGCCAGGUGCGAGGAUCCCCGAACUCCCUUCAUCAUAGCAUCAGCUCCUCCCCGGCACCAUUCAACCAUUACCAUCGCCCCAUUCACCACAGCAGUCUGAGCCUUCUUUUGUAACAAGUUUGUUUGCUACAAACUCAACACCGGUAGCACCGCAGUCGCCAAUAUGCACACCACCCCGUUGCCUGUCUGACCCCAUCUGUCCAUUAUGCCGAGUCUCUUCUGCCACUAACACAAAAUGUGUAUCCGUGUUAUAAGCCACUAAAAACUCAUACAUCCUGUCUUCCAUGCCUUUUUUAGUCAUAUUGGCUCUGAAACUUCAUUUUUUCACUAAUUGUUGCUCUUUAAUAUUGCAAAGAAUUGAAUAACUGCCAUUGCCUAGUGGAUUUUCCAGGGUAAAAUGAAAAGGGAAUCCUCCAUACUGCUCUCACAGUACAUUACCAUUUUACCCCUUUAAGCAACCGUUCAGACCUUAUGUCAGAUUAUUCUCUUAUGUGGACAUUUAAUGCUGUAAAGGUCAAGCUGGACUUUAGUAACUUGACUGGAUAGUGUUCUGCAGGAGCAGUGUAAUGGAUUUUUCAUGAACAGUUUAUCAUAGAUGCUUCAAUCAUCUGCAAAGGUUUGAAUGUACAUGGUUUUUUUUUUUUUCAGUCUGUAGCAUUAGAAAAAUCACACAGACAUCCUCAAACAUCUGCACACAGAAGGAAAAACAGUUAUCUGUAAAUAGAUGUGUGUACAUUUGAAAAUACAAUCGGGAUAUACUUUUUUUCUUACAUGGCAUUGUAAAACUAAUUAUUUUAAAUAUAAACUAUGCCUAGUUUACAAUUAUAUGAAGAGGAUAUGUUUUUAUGCUUUUGUGAUCCAUGAGAAAUCCCUCUGAAUAUGCUGGUGUCCUUUUUUGUUUUCGAGUGUUUUUUUUUUUUUAGGGGUGGCAAAGCCAAAAUCCUGUCCCUAAUGGCAUAGGAGGUGACAGCCAGCUCAGGCCCCUGAAGGUCAUUACAUGCCACCUUUUCUGCUACACCACAAUCCAACCUUGUGUCUUUUAUUGUCCUUGCAUGUUCUAUGCUGCCUUUAUCUUAUUUGGCCAAAUGAUGUGGUGACAGGGUGUUCGAUUUUAAACAUCCCCUCAGACUUGUGGAACUCGCAAAGGCUCUUGUGAAUCUUUGGAAAGAGACGCAAGAACUUCUGCUCGGCAAAACAACUUACAGCGUACCCAGUUUGGCGUGAUAUCCGUAGGGAACCAAAGCUUUUUCUGUUGCUGGAAAAUGUUCUCCUCUGCUCUGAAAAGAUGCGUCUGGCACCAACAGGAGAGCACACCUCGAGAAGAAACGCACGGUUCUGAACGUCAUUAACAGUUUGAGUUUGCAAUGCUGUGGUUUUUGUUUUUCACUCACUUCAGAACAUUUGGUUUCGACCAAUACGCGUUCUAUUCUCAGCCAUGGAUUAAUGAUCCGCUCACCCUCUCAGUCCUGGUGUCGAUCAUUAAGAGGGAGAGCUUUAUCACUGAUCAAAUCCCGCAGUACUCAAUCAAAACUUUGGCCAUAUAUAAAGAGGUAUGUAGGCGACAUCCUAUAUUCCCCAAACAUGCUUUACUACGCAGCCAAAUAAAAUGCUCAUCGAGGUAGGUUUUGAAUGAUGUCUUAUGAGUAGUAAAAGAGGCUGGAUCUCCUCUGUUAUCCCUUGAAGCAGAUAGCAGGCCCGCACAGUGUUUUUUUGGUUUGAGGUACAUGGACUGUGAACAAAUGCUUAGCAUAUAGAGAAGUGGGGCGUCAAUGAAUCCUCACAUAUGGCCUUUUUUUUUUUUGUGUGCGUUUUUGGAAACUUUCACUUGCCCUACAGCUCAGUCCCCUACCAACACAGUGGCAUAUUAUAGGACAUGGAGUUAUUGUGCACCCUUCUCCACUGACAGAACAGUUUCCAGCCAGAGCCAAAAAAUUUAAAAUUAAAGUUUAUAGUCAGAGGUAGGACGCACACAUUAUCUCCGUUACUUGUAAAUAGUCAGGUUCUUGAUAAAGAGCUGUAUCGUUAUCACUAGAGUGCACCAUUGAUGGCUGGAUCUAUAUUUUGUAAGAAAAAUAAAGGACAAAAAAAUUAAGAGGCCCCCUUCUCCCUGGUGUUCUCACUAUGUACAAUAUUGCACGAUGACGAAGCAUAAAAAAAGGGGCUGUUGCAUCUCAGUUUCUCCAUCUGGAUUGAGACUUAUUUUCUUCUUGUUUCCUUGGAAGCAAGCAUCAGCAGUAUAAAAAGCAUGGUUAUUUAUUGUGACAGUGUCAUGUUUCUUUGAUUAAAAAAAAA
This is a messenger RNA of Morone saxatilis (striped sea-bass), 3045 nucleotides long. It is a transcript of the gene ube2kb, whose product is annotated as ubiquitin-conjugating enzyme E2Kb (UBC1 homolog, yeast). The transcript has 7 exons. Bases 146 to 748 code for a protein of 200 amino acids. Lineage: Eukaryota; Metazoa; Chordata; Actinopteri; Moronidae. Gene Ontology annotation, molecular function: protein binding; ubiquitin conjugating enzyme activity. The record is from RefSeq and is a predicted model, not a curated record. Gene Ontology annotation, cellular component: nucleus. Gene Ontology annotation, biological process: protein polyubiquitination; proteasome-mediated ubiquitin-dependent protein catabolic process.